GUUGGCCUUUCCGGGCCUUGUGGCACCAGGCCUCGUAGUGGUGGUGGCAGGCCUCACGGCGGUGGCCUCCUAUUAUCGGCCUCCUCCCAACACACAUUGGGCACGAUGCCCCCCAAUGUUGGAUGCAACUCAGCGCCUCUGCUGCUGGAUUAAUUCCACUAGUCCAACUUCCUUCCUACCCGCACACCUCAGUAUUGUAGAAAGCAGCUUUAUGACAAGUGAGACCAACUGUCUGCACACUGACUGGCAGCAGCCAAGGUAGGCAUUCAUGGAAAAUUUAUCUGAUUCUAUCAGGAUCACAAAGGGUUGUUACUUCUUCACCAAGGUUGUGUCCUGGGCUGGUACUGCUAUUAUUUAUUUUUUUAUUUAUGGAAGUUAGGUGGCCCUGCAAUGUCUUUAUGGAUCCCAGGUGGAGCCUCUGAGAAUUUUAAGUCCACUGGAGACAGUUCACAGCAGACUUUUGUGAUUAUUAUUAGCGCGCACGCCCACCCCGCCUGCUUUAUGUGGAGCUGAAAUGGCUACAGCAGCAAUACAAACAGUUUGUGUGAAGAUUGUGUGAAACUAAUGGCUAAAAUUAUCUUCAGUGAGCCUUGCUGCCCUCUUAGGAUAGCCUUUGAGGAAAUGAACAAUCACACUAGGGAAGUGUUUGUAUUAUCUCUGGUAGUGAAAUUAGGCUUUUUUGAAUCCUGUAUAAAGAGUUUAGAGUUUGCUGUGAAGCUUGAGGCAAAGACUGCUUGACUUAUCCCUCCAGAUGGAUAAAACAACUCUUAUCUGUUUCUAAAAUAGCACCAUAAUAUAAGAAUUUCCCUUACAUUCCUUUUGUUGUUUAAAGGACUUGCUAAAAUUCAGUGAUAGGAUGGCCUUUACUAGCCCAGUUAAGUGUGAUGCAUUUUGCUUUUUUAGAAGAUACAAGACAGGUCGUAUUCAAAGUGUGCCUGUCCUAGUGGUUUAAAGCAUCUUAAGCAGACUAUCUUGCACAUAUUACUACAUGCUGUUCUUUGUCUAAAGUUCUAAGAGAAUAUUAUUUGGGUUAUAUCUUCACGAGACAUAUGAAUAAGGUCCACCUAGGAGAUGGUAAUCUCUGCUGGUGCACAAGAUAAAACACACAACUGUGAAGAAUGUACCUUUUCUAUCUGUAGCCAUUGAUGUUAUGGGAAUUAAAAUAAAUAAAUAAAGGAGUGUGGUAUUAUCUUUUCUGAGAGAUUCAGAAUUUUGUUUCCAUAAUUUUUCUUUAGGAGCUAUAAUUGCUCCAUGAAACAGAACCAAUCUGUUUUGUCUGCGUGGAAUUGGGAAGUGUCAGAGGUCUGCUGAGAGGGGUGGGCAGGUGGAGCUCCAUCACUGUGGACAUUGCCACUGCACCUGCUGAAGACACAGGGUGGAAGCUGUCAGCGGUAUCUAAAAUGGGUCUGUCUAAGACAGGGAAGAGACCAAUCUUAGCUGGUUCCUAAGUGGAUCCAACUGCUAGUAAUGGGCCUGAUCUGGGCCUAGAGCUCACAUGGCAAAGAAAAUGGGAGGAAAUCGACCUCCAUACCUUCUACCUUAGCUCAUGCAAGCUAAGCUGGAUGUGGGGAUGGUUCCCCUCGUUGCUCAGUUUAGCUCUGCUCCUCCCCAUGUAGGAGAUAGGAUGAGGAGAAUCAGGAAUUUUAUGCUUAUUACACAAUUUUGUGAAAGUAAAUAAGUAAAGGAAAAUGCAGUGGCUGGUUACAGAGAAGCUAAGUCCAUGGACAGUCUUCAAAGUGCCUGGGAUGAUUUUUCACAUCAGGCCCUUUCCAUGGCUGUGUUUUCGCUUUAUGCCCCCUGUACAUCUUGGCCACAAAGAAAUAUUCGCAACUACCAGCAGUUCCAAGAAAUUGUAUUUUCUUUAUUGUUUUAUUUUUUUUUUGUAACUCAACAAGUUUCCAUUUUUUUUAAAUAUUUUUAAAAUUUUCAUUAUUAUAUUUUUUUUCUGUUUAAUGCACUCGACCCAAAAUUGGUUUGGCAUGUUGAAAGGAGGGGAAGGGGACUGAAAGACAAGAGAAAUGGAAAAGAGGAGGGGGGGAGGCAAAGUGGGCAAAAGCAACGGUGUGGAGAUUGAAAUGGAUCAGCACCAACCUGUAGGAGGGGGACACUGAGGGGCCAAGGGAGAGAAUGAAUCGCAAACCUUCCCAGCAGGCCCUGGGUUCCUGGGCUCAGGCCUUCAUGCUGCCAUUCGAAAGGCACAGCUUCACUGCUAAACCUGGAGGGAGCUGGGAAUGAGGAUGGGAGAGCAGGGAGGGUCAGCUUCAAGGAGGCAGUGUGGCUUGACCAGGGAACCAGCUAGCAGCUAUGGAAAGCAGGCUGCCAUUUGCCGUUACGUUGCUAGGCAUCCCUUUCCCUUUUUGCAUCCGCUUCCUGUUCCAGCACAAGUCUUUCUCACUCACUCUCUACCUUUGCUGGGCGUGGCAUAUUGGUGCUCAAACCUUCACUGGAAUGACUGAGUGAAAAUAAUUGGCGUCUGGGCCCACCAGUUGGUACUAGGUGGCCCUACAGAUGUUGUUCCAACCCCUUCAAGGCCACCACUGCCCACGGAAGUGGGGAGACCCAAUCUAGGGCACAGGGCUGCCUUGUGGAGGCCUGUGCCAAGCAAGGAGCUGCUGGUAUAAGGAGUCCCUGUAUGGCAGCCUUAGCUGGCAGGGAGCCCAAUGCAAAAACUCACUCCCCACAAACUGGGAGGCCCCAUUGCAUUGGAGCACACCCCUUGGUCAUGCAGUUUGGGGAAGAUGGGUGAUUCUCCGCUUCUGAGCUCUGCUGGUUGCUAGUUCAGGCGAUAUAUCUGUCCUUUCACGGACUCUGCAAAAGAACCACGCUUGAGGAGUUUGGAGGCAGCCUGAGAGAGUUCCUGGCAAAGAAGGGAGUGUCUUUCACUCCCCCAACAUGGGGGGAGCAGGGCAUGUCUGCCACUGCUUCAGAGGAUUAAGCUCAGAGUGGCAUUUAGAGCAGCAGAUUUGGAGAUUAAAUGUUGCCCUAGAGGUAGUGCUGUCCUGAACUAGCUUAUGCAUAAAUGCCCCUCAUGUUGGCUUGUAGACAGCCAAUUAUAGAGAAGACAAAGAUGGCCUAGAUGAACAGAGUACAGUUUACUUAAGUGAGGCAGAGAGGCUAAUUUGCCCAACUAGCUUCAUGGCACAGGAAUCAUGGGCCAUAUUCUUGUCCUAGAUUUUAUCCUGCUCUCUGUGCUAUUCUGGUUUGAAGGCUGAAGAGGGAGUAAGCUUGGGCUAGCUUGCCCAACUGCUCUCAUUGGGCCAAGGAGAUGUAACUCUGGAGAAGUCAAGCGGAGUACUUUGCUAAAGUGAGUUGAGCUCAUGGGUUUGCAUAAGUCUUAGAUGGAUGGGUAGAGGAAAAGAACGACAGGCCAGGUGCCUCGGCUUAAUGGGGGUGCAAGCAAAGAGGGCUUCUGGCUAUGCCCAGGAUGGCUGGAGGUGUCAGCAGGAGUUGUUUAGGAAGCUGAGGAGGGGAAGCUUGAGCCCCCUCUGGCCAUACAAAAUGAGUGGCACCUGUUGGCUCCUGAAGCUUCACGAUAAAUGUGAUGCCUCCUAGGUUUUUUUUACUAUCCUACAGAUUUCACAUUCAAACUUUUGAUAACUUUCAUUCCUUUCUGUAACCCACAGAUUGAGACUUCAAUGAUAUAAAACAAGAUGAAUUCUGUACAAAAGUUCAGUAGAAGUCAAUCUGUGCAAGGCCUAGAGCAGACAUGUGCAGCCUUGCCCACCAUUCCACCCUAGAAUGACAAUGCCACUUACGUUCAAAAUGUCUGGACUCUGCAGUGGGUGCUGCUGGAUGGCGUUUGGAGCAUCUGCACCAUGCAGACCCAAAGAAAAAUGUACAGAACAUACUGCUACCCUCCAAGUCUAGGAUGGGCUGUGGGCUGUCCCAUAGCAUCAGGAGGGUCACAGUUUCUGAAUUCUUGCUCUAAGCUAAUAGGGCAUUUCCUUCAAGUUGUGGAUUGAGAAAAGCCAGUUUUUAUCACUGUUGGAUAUGAGGGGAACUUACAGUUCCCUACCGAAAUGCUAAAACUGGUUAAAGGGGUAGCAAAUGACACAAGAAUAUAAUCUUGGGAGUCAAAAUGGAAAGUGCAAGGAUAUCAUGAGAGUUAAAAAGAAGAAAGGUAAAUUCCAUGUUAGGAGAAGGAUUAAAAACAAACCAGCAAUUAGCGCUACAGCAUUCUUGAUAUCUAUGGCACACCCAUACGUAGAAUACAAUAUGCAACUCUCAUCUAACAAGGGAAGUUGUUGAAAAUAGGUUAAAAUGGGCAGCUAAAACCAGAGGGUUGGAGCAUCUUCCCCACAAAGGAAACAAAAAGAUGAGUUAGGGGAAGAGAUUUAUGAAAUCAUGAAGGUAUGUGAAGAGCACAAAUAACCUUUCAAAAUAAUUAUAGCCCAGUCAGGGUAUUUUUUUAAAUAUAUAUUUUUGUAACUGGAGGGGGCAGCCCCCUUCUAUCCCAGUGGUAGCUUUACUUCUCAAGUUUGGGCUGGACAGCUAUACUUUCUCUGGAUGCACACUCUAUUGUCAGAGGGUAUGAUAACGGUGAACUAUAAUUGACAACAGGUGAGGGAGUACACAUUUAAAAGAGGACAGUCUCAGGUUCCACAUACAGUAUCCUUGGAUAGCUGCUGGGACCCCUUGUGGCAGAUCUCUGAGCUCCCUAGCUGGGGACCACACACCACUGAUCAGAAGUUCUGCCGGCACCACUACCAGUGGGUGAGCUUGUAAGGGGUCUCCAGUUGGGGGGGGGGGCUCACCAGAAGGUGGUCUGCCAAGGGCCCCCUCAUAUCUAGGGCUGGCCUUAUUGCAUACCAACACACAAGUGAGCAUACCUCUCUCCUCAGUGGCAGUAAUGGCUGCAGGACUCUUCUUGGCCUAUACCUGUAGUCCAAGUUAAAACAGGGGUGUGCCUCUACAGAGCUCUCUCCAAGAUUUUUCCUUGCACCAAGAUAAGCAGGAAUAAAAGAAAUAGGGCAAUGGCAAAGUGCAACUAGCAUGAACACGCCUUCAACGCAUAUGGAUUCUGGCUGCCACUAACUACCCAGCACCCGGGAGCACCUGGGCUGAUUCUAGCGGCUGGUUUCCAAGACUAUUCUUACAGCGGUUACUUCAAUAGUGUUAGCGCCCCCUUCCUCUUGUGCCAGGACGGAACAUGCCGUAACACUGAUAUAACUUCAUAAUCGUGUCAAUCUUUUCAUUUCAAUUAAAGUCCAAAUCUCAAGUACAGUGUGGACUACUCAUAGCUAACAUGAAGCUGGAAAGCGCAAAGCCUUGAGGUUGGGCUGCUAGAGACUCAAGUCUCUACCGCUUCGCUCCAACAGGAUGGAUGAGGGCAGAUAUGUCUUUGGUUUUUUUGUUUUUGUUUUCCACGUGAGGUUUCCAAAUGGAGGUACCUCUUGGUGAUCAUGCCAAGGCAGUUCCUGAACACAGGGCCUUCCUUGGGCCAAUGCAGCAAAUGCAAGUGGGGUGAAUAAGGCCAUUUGGUAUUGGGGAGAGGAUUGAUCAGAACCAUGGUUUGGUGAUAGAAUCAGGUAAACGGGAGUGGGGCCUUGUCCUCACAAGGGUAAGCUGUCCAUCUAAGAGAGUGAGCAAGUUGGUUCUGGACCAAGAUCGAAAGAGCGGCAGGAAGGAGUUUGAGCCAAUAUGGAUUUGUCACACUAACCUUCCAACUUUCAUGCAAUGAGAUCCUAAUGAAGAAUACAACCCAAACCUGUGGAAACAGCAACAAGGGCGUCAAAAGCCCCACAACCCAAUUCCCUGUGCCCUUUGAAAGUAUGACUCGGAUAUAAAACAAAAUGCUUCUGAAAACCAUUAGUCCCUAUCUCUGAAUCAAGUAUAAUUACAUUAGGUUGGGUGGAGGGGGAGAUGGCUCUAGGUGAAAAAGUCUAUGCCAUGUCCCUAGAUCUAAAUGAUGUCAGAUCAAGCUUUGUGAGCUACAGCUGUAUUGGGUUUUAGGGUUACACAACGUGUGUUCUUCUCUUUCUUUGUGGCCAGCCUUUAACUGGGUUCUUUGCAGAAAAUAUCAAUAUGGGCACACGACAAGCUUCUCUUUACCAAACAUGAUCAAGGGGCAUUCUUGGAUGCUGCAAACAUGCAGUUGCUAGGGGAAGCGACCAUAUGAACAGGCCUUGCACAAUGAUAACACAGGCGAACAUGGAGCAAGAAACCAAAAGAAAGAAGAAAGCUCACUGUCAUCAGGGUUAAUGCUGUCUCCUGAUGGAAAAGGAGGACUUGAUUGAUUGUGCUGCCACUGUACAGGGCUCCUUGGGUCUUAGCUUGUGGUACUGGGGUAAGAGAUGUAAGCAGGCAACAAGGAGUGACGAUGGCUCUUCUUUCCUGCCACAAUAUGGCACAGAGAAAGGAAGCCCCUGCCUAUUCCAAGGAAGGUACACUUCUAAGAAUGCCAAACCCUCGCCUUCUGCGUUUGACCAAGUCUCUUAGCAAUUCCAUUAACUGGGAGAGGACAAAAGAUGCAAUAAUAAUAAUAAAAACAAAAUAAAAUAAAAGCAGGAGAACAAACAUUUCAAGGCUCCAAGUGGCAAAACCACACACCAUUUCCCUUUUUGACAUCUAGCCUGGAAAUUUCUAAAUAGGUAAGACGUGGCUGCUUAAAAAUAAUGAUGAUGAUGAAAUGAAACUACUCUGUCCCCUCUUAAAAUUAUUAAAAGCGAAGGAUUUUUCUGUAACCUACAGCAUUACAGCAUCUUUGGGUCUUGCAGUAAAAGUGUUUUUUCCCCCACCCACAAUUCCAAAGUGGCAGUUAAUGAGAAAAUAACCAACUUCAUGUGGAGAUGUAUGAAAAAGGUACCUCAUCUGGCAGGAAAGGGGAAAUGCUUCAAGGUCACAGAAAUGACGCAGUAUAUGUUAUAUAUUACAUAAAAAUUGUACCAAAAUGUUUUUUUUCCUCUUUUUUGAUUGUAAAAAUCUGCUCUCGGCGGGUUUCCCCCAGUUGUCUUUGUCAAAGAAGGGACAUUUCCCUCAUUUUCCCUUCCAUGCUCCCAUACCACACAUGGGGCCAGAGCAGAGCUGAGUACCAUAUAUCUAUAUAUAUUAUAUAGAUAUAGAUAUAUUUAAAACCCAGACAGAAAAGUUCCUUGGUUUGUUUUUCCUUUUUUCAAGUGAGUAAAUCAAUUCUCUGAUUUGUUUUUAGGUUUUCAUAUUUACAGCAUUUCAAUUGGUAUCACAUCCCCCACUUCCCAACCCAUUUGGACCCCGCCCGCCGCCCGCCCCGGAAAUAUGGUGCCUCUAGGUGAGACUGGUUGCUUCCCCAACUCUCCCAGGCCGAGAGUUGGUGAGAAAAGUCGGAGUUGUGCUUGAAGAGGGAGAUUUGCUAUUUCUUUUUCCUUUGGGUGGAAAAAAAGUGCAGUCUGGGUUAGUGUUUUUGUUGCUGUUUUUUUUGUUUGUUCUGUUUGUCAUUUUUCUGAAGGACAAUCCAUCCAGUCUGGGGGGCGGGGGAGAGUUCAACACUCCUACUUUCUCCCAUGUAGUCCCAAAUGUGUUCUGACGGCAGCCAUAUUUGCAUUGCAGGAUACUCCUGACGUUUGCGACUUCGUGGGCAGGAAUGAAACAGAAGGAAGGUGAGAGCAGUCUUGCAUCACUUUCUAAAUGUCUGGAGCUGGAACUUAGCAGGCCGUGGGGGCGACUGGUGGAACUGAGUGAAACGGGAAGAAAUGCCCCCUCCUCUACCACCACCCCACCCCUCAUCAUCUCUUACUUAUUGUGCAAUUUUACGUCAGGCUCGGUGGCCCUAAAGCAACUAGGAGGGGGAAAGGCCACCAUGUGUGGCCAUACAAAUGAAAAAAAAAUCUAAGGACAGCCACACCUCAAUGCUACUUCCUCCUUCCCCAGAAGCAAUGGUGCAUUUCAAACAUUCCUAUGUGGGCUUUAAUUUAAAAAAAUAAAAAAAGAGAGAGAGGAAAGAAUCAAAGCAAAGCUUUCCUGCCAAUCUGAAAGAGCGGAAGAACUUGAUGCAAACCCUGUUGAUAAACUGUGACAGCCAACAAAUACUGGAAGGCAGGUUCUCAGCAUAGCGUUACCUGAACAGCUCCUUCCUCUCCCCCCACCCUCAUACCUUUCUCUGUCUUUUGUCUCUCUUUUUUGGCAACGGUUGAAUCUAAACCCCGACUAGGCCGAGCGCCACAUGGCCCUGUUUGUCCCUCAUACUCUUAAGCUAUGGGAGGCGAGGGGUGGGGAGCAGGCUCUGAGCCAGGGCGCAGGGCAGGGCAUUUCCCCAGGUGCCCCAGUCUCUGCAUGUGGAACCCUCAUGGCUUUGAUUUUCGUAACAUUAAAAAAAAAUAUUAUUAUGUCAGCUUUUU
This is a messenger RNA of Podarcis lilfordi (Lilford's wall lizard), 8312 nucleotides long. Lineage: Eukaryota; Metazoa; Chordata; Lepidosauria; Squamata; Lacertidae. The record is from the annotation of a GenBank genome assembly.